Molecule: messenger RNA, 904 nt
Organism: Arabidopsis thaliana (thale cress)
Lineage: Eukaryota; Viridiplantae; Streptophyta; Magnoliopsida; Brassicales; Brassicaceae
Product: SAUR-like auxin-responsive protein family
Exons: 1
Coding region: 65-511 (148 amino acids)
Biological process (GO): response to auxin
Source: RefSeq, marked reviewed
CUGUUUCUCACACUUUCUCGUCUAACGAAAUACCAACACGUUAAAGCUUCUGUAAUCGGAAAAAAUGGCUGGAGGUAUCGGAAAAUGUAGCAAGAUCCGACACAUUGUGAAGCUAAGGCAAAUGCUUCGGCAAUGGCGUAACAAGGCGCGAAUGUCGUCUGUCAGACGAUCUGUGCCGUCAGAUGUACCGUCAGGACACGUGGCGGUUUACGUUGGGAGAAGUUGCAGGAGAUUCGUGGUGCUUGCGACGUAUCUGAACCACCCCAUUCUUAUGAAUCUCUUGGUUAAGGCUGAAGAGGAGUUCGGUUUUGCUAACCAGGGACCGUUGGUUAUCCCGUGUGAAGAAUCGGUUUUCGAGGAAUCGAUUCGGUUUAUAACUCGGUCAAGUCGGUUUACUUGUACCGAUGAUUUAAAGAAGAAUCGCCACGGUGGUAUUAGGAGCAAGCUGGAUCUAUUGAUGGAAUCUCGGCCGUUGCUUCACGGCGUCUCCGAGAAGGCUAUCAUCUGGUGACCGGAGAGACAAUCGUCAUUUAAUUCCGACCCGGUUUGAUUCGGUACAAAUUUACUCGUAAUUGCAGAGUUUUGAAUAAUCGGCUGAUUCAAUCGGGUUCGGGUUAGUAAUUCGAGUACACGGUGGGGGAUACGCAGGAGAUGGCCGUGAAAUGUGGGAUGAUUCGUUCCACCUGAGUCGUCCCGAGUUCGAAUCCACAAUUUCCAUUAAAUUUAUUUAUUUAUUGUAUUUUCUCAUAAAAUUCAUUUAAUUAUUUUAUUUUAUGUUCCUUUGGAUCAAAAUUAUUUUUCUGAUUGACUACGUUUGUAGCCUAGCAUUUGUGUUGUAGUCACCAUCCGAACACAAAACAACAAAAGAGAGAUUUAUUUCUGAAACACUUAUGACUUAUCUUCA